AUGCGGCGCGACGAGGUUGCUCUGAUCUAUUCACUCGGACUUGUUGUGUUGUUGUUGGUAGUGACAUCGACGACUGAUAGUCCUGUGUUCUAUAAGAAUGACAUCACUGAUUGGAUGUGUUCGUAUAACAGAAUUCUGUGUGUAAAAAAUAUCCCUCCACAUAAUGACAUGUGCGAACCGGAGUUGCCAUACCCACCUGGUAAUGAGAGAGACGCGAUACUCGGAAUGUUCAUACCGAAGAGCGGAUGGACAGAAAACCACUUGGAGAUGAUGACGUUUGUGUUUUAUUUGAUGAGGAAAAUUGUUCCCGACUGUCAGAUAGUCCUCUUUUUGGGAGAACAGCUGAAGGGGAUUCAGGUGUGGGACGAGAUGGUUGCAAAGUAUCAAAUCAAAGCUGUUUACACGGCACUGCCAAAGGACUGGAACAUGAUCAAUCACCGCUUUGUCUUGUACAAGAACUACUUGAUCGAACAUGAAAAUGAAAUCGACAGAGCAAUCUUCUGCGAUUCGAAGGACAUUUACUUCCUCAGAGACCCCUUCACAAAAAUCGCGAAGAACAACUCGCUGAUUGUUGGAAGGGAAUUCAGAAGUAUCGACCCCGACGACUUCUACUCAUACGACGGGUUCUAUCAGUAUUAUAACAACUUCAUUUGGAUGAAGGAGGCGUACGGACAAGACUACGCAGAGGAACUCCGACUCAAAAAAGCGCCAAUCAACAACGCUGGAUUUGGUGGGGGUGACGUGAAAAGCAUGAUAACUCUAUUCACAAUGUGGACUGACGAAAUGAUUAAAAUUGGAGGACAAAGGCGGUGGGGCUUCGACCAAGCCGUCUACAACAAGCUGGUUUACUCCGGAGAACUGAAGAAGAAAAUACCUUUCAUGCACCUUGCCGAUUGUAAACAUGACAGGAUUUGUAUGUUCUCCACACAAAGGAUUGAUCUUCAAAAUGGAGUCCCUUAUCUCUUUGAUGGAUGCAUCCCCCAUGUUCUUCACCGAGAUGGGUUAACAUAUAAGAUGAUGGACGCCCAACGUUACCCAGAUAAUUAA
This is a messenger RNA of Entamoeba invadens IP1, 1047 nucleotides long. RefSeq lists its product as hypothetical. Lineage: Eukaryota; Evosea; Mastigamoebida; Endamoebidae. The record is from RefSeq and is a predicted model, not a curated record. The coding region runs from base 1 to 1047 and encodes 348 amino acids. The transcript has a single exon.